AUGUCCCUCUACUUCGACGCGGUCGCAAUCCUGACCGCGCCCUCAGCAGGAGGCUCCUUCAAAUCCCGCAUCUACAGCGCCCGCAAUCUCCGCGCCUCUCCCGCCCAAAUCUAUGCCCUGAUCACCGAGGCCUCCAAAUGGGACCGCGUCCUGGCGGAGGUCAUUGAAAAUGCCGAUAUUCUCAGCGUCGAGCGCAAGUUGACUCCGCUUCUGGCUCUCCUCUUGGUCUAUGACCAUCUCCUCUCGAAGAAAGGCAUUGCAGCGCCGGCGGCACACCCGAUUCGUCAAGCGGUGGAGCGGCAUAAAGUUCGUCUCAAGGCUGAAUUUACCAAGGCUCGCGUGCGUCGGGGUUGUGCCUCGGUAGACCUGCUCAAGGCCGCGGUGCUGAGAGAGAAGCGCGAGGCAGAUGGGACGGCCCAUUUCGUUUAUCCGCGCUGGGUGCGCGUGAAUAAUAUCCGGAGUUCUCUCGAUGAUCAACUGCGCACUACAUUCGCAGAUUACGAGCGUGUAGAUUCGCUUGCUGCACUUGCCCCGGCAGAGGAUGAUCGGACGAAGCGGAAGUUGUUGUACAUGGAUCCUAAUAUCCCCGAUCUUGUGGCGGUGCCCUUUGGGGCGGAUUUUACGUCGUCGCCUGCAUACAAGAACGGGGAGAUUAUCUUACAGGAUAAGGCGUCGUGCUUCCCCGCAUAUCUCUUGUUAGGUGAUCGCGGGCCCAAGGAUGCCUGGCAGGGGGACUUGGUGGAUGGUUGUGCUGCUCCGGGAAACAAGACUACCCACAUGGCAUCGUUACUCGCCAAGCAGCAAAAGCAGCAAAAUCCUCGGAAACAGAUAUUUUCUAUGGAUGCGUCUAAAGUGCGUUCUAAAACGCUGCAGAAGAUGAUCUCGCUAGCUGGGGCAGACCCUAUGGUUACUGUGUUGCAGGGCCAGGACUUUCUGGCCUUGGACCCUAUGGAUUCACAGUUUGAGAAUGUAUCUGGUCUUCUACUUGAUCCAAGUUGUUCGGGCAGUGGCAUUGUGGGUCGAGAUGAUGUUCCCCAAUUGACAGUUCCUCAACCUAAAGUGGUCAAGUCUUCCAAGCCCAACGGCAAGAAAAGGAAACGCGGCACCGAGGAUCAUGAUGAGCCCGAGGAAUCAUCAUCAAACGUGACGAUGGGAGAGCCGAGUGCCGCCCCCUCGGAUGAGAAUGAUAUCCCAAGUGGCACAAUUGACAAUGAUCGACUCACAAAGUUGUCGAAUCUGCAGGCGCGCAUCGUCGAGCAUGCACUGAGAUUUCCCAACGCAACCCACGCUACAUACAGCACCUGCUCCAUCCAUCUGAUCGAGAACGAGGCCGUAGUGGCCCGCCUCUUGGCAUCGGACGUUGCUAGAGAGCGUGGUUGGCGACUGUUACGACGCGACGAGCAGCCAGAGGGCUUACGCCGGUGGAAGCAUCGUGGCGUGCGUCGUGAUCGAGACAUGGAGACCGGCGUGGAGUCGGAGGAGAGCGAAUCGGUUGCCGCACUUUCCGAGGAGGACCUCGAGGCUUGCCUGCGCUGUUGGUCCGGCGAUGCUGAAGGGUUGGGAGGAUUCUUUGUUGCUGGGUUUGUACGUGACUCGGAAGGCGUUGGUACAGAACCUGUCAAGAAGUCCCACGAUGAUCAUGUUGCAGACGGUAAUCCCGAAGAUGAUGCCGCUGAUGACAGCGAUGAGGAUGAAGAGUGGGAUGGCUUUUCCGAUUAG
Messenger RNA from Penicillium daleae, 1719 nucleotides. RefSeq names its product rRNA (cytosine-C5-)-methyltransferase RCM1. Gene Ontology annotation, cellular component: nucleolus. Gene Ontology annotation, biological process: rRNA base methylation. The transcript is spliced from 2 exons. Gene Ontology annotation, molecular function: methyltransferase activity. NCBI's taxonomy places the organism in Eukaryota, Fungi, Ascomycota, Eurotiomycetes, Eurotiales, Aspergillaceae. The coding region runs from base 1 to 1719 and encodes 572 amino acids. The record is from RefSeq and is a predicted model, not a curated record.